AUGCCGGAUGAUGCAGAGCAGGAUUCGAGAGUGGAUCGUCGUGAAACCAAUUCCAUCAUAGCUAAUGCAGAUGCAGAAAGCAUAAAUGAUGGCAGAGCCUUGGUGCCAUCAGCGACUCGGAGUGGUGAUGUCAUCUCGCCAACAAGAGCGGUCCUGACGUUAUCGAAGUCGAUGUUCAAUGCGGGAUGCUUCUCUCUGCCAUACGCAUGGAAGCUUGGUGGUCUCUGGGUGUCCCUUGUACUCUCGUUCGUCAUAGCGGGCUUCAAUUGGUAUGGAAAUCAUAUUCUCGUGCGUGCAAGUCAACACUUAGCAAAGAAAUCAGAGCGUUCGGCACUGGAUUAUGGUCACUUCGCGAAAAAAGUUUGUGAUUAUAGUGACAUCCGUUUUCUCAGAAAUAAUAGCAAGGCAGUUAUGUAUGUUGUUAAUGUAACUAUUCUAUUCUAUCAACUCGGAAUGUGCAGCGUGGCUAUUCUCUUCAUAUCGGACAAUAUGGUACACUUGUUAGGUGAUCGCGUUGGAGGCGAUCGUCAUACGCAGAUGAUCGUGAUGGCAUCGAUAACACUUGUAUUCAUUAUGGUUACCAAUAUGUUCACGGAAAUGCGGGUUGUAUCGGCAUUUGCUCUGGUCUCAUCUGUAUUUUUCAUAAUCGGAGCGACAGUGAUCAUGCAAUAUACCGUCAGGCAGCCAAAUCAGUGGCGAGAACUUCCAGGAUAUACGAAUUUCACGGGUACGAUUAUGAUGAUUGGUAUGAGUAUGUACUCGUUCGAAGGACAAACUAUGGCAAGGUUUUCGCCCCCGAUAAGGAUUCUUCCAGUGGAAAAUAAGCUGGAAACUCCUGAAGCAUUUCUUGCUCCAAAUGGUGUCUUACCUACAACCAUGAUCAUAUGUACAUGCUUUAUGACGGCUCUGGGAUUCUAUGGCUAUACAGGUUUCGGUGACAAAAUUGCACCGGCCAUUACUACGAAUGUCCCCAAAGAAGGACUAUAUUCAACUGUCAAUGUGUUCCUUAUGCUGCAGUCAAUGCUAGGACAUUCAAUUGCUAUGUAUGUUGUCUUCGACAUGUUUUUCAAUGGAUUCCGGCGAAAAUUCAGCGCUCGAUUUCCACAUUGUCCCAAAUCUGUUGUGGAUAAAGGAUUUCGAAUGUUCUGGGUUAUGUUGACUUUUCUGAUGGCCGUAUUGAUUCCUAAACUGGAGAUCAUGAUCCCAUUGGUAGGAGUUACUAGUGGCACACUCUGUGCCCUUGUCUAUCCACCGAUCUUCGAAAUGAUUACGUUUUGGACAGAUUGGAAGGGUCUGCUUACUUAUCGAGAACGCAUGAGCAAAAUAGCACUGAAUUGCUUUGUGAUUUGUGUUGGUUUCUUUGCUAUUGGGGCUGGUUUAUACGCAAAUGGCUUGGCCAUUUACGAGUCAUUUACGGACCCAAAUUUCUAA
This is a messenger RNA of Haemonchus placei, 1431 nucleotides long. The record is from the annotation of a GenBank genome assembly. NCBI's taxonomy places the organism in Eukaryota, Metazoa, Nematoda, Chromadorea, Rhabditida, Trichostrongylidae.